Aricia agestis (brown argus) is the source of this 960-nucleotide messenger RNA. RefSeq names its product piRNA biogenesis protein EXD1. Lineage: Eukaryota; Metazoa; Arthropoda; Insecta; Lepidoptera; Lycaenidae. The record is from RefSeq and is a predicted model, not a curated record. Gene Ontology annotation, molecular function: nucleic acid binding; 3'-5' exonuclease activity. The transcript has 3 exons. The coding region runs from base 1 to 948 and encodes 315 amino acids. Gene Ontology annotation, biological process: nucleobase-containing compound metabolic process.
AUGGAUAAUCUAUAUAUGAAAGGAGAACUGCUGCAAUUACAUACCAAAAACAGUGAAAUAAUUGAAGGUAGAUUUUUCAGUAUUACCAAUGACAAAUCGAAAAUAUCUUUGUAUGAUGUAAAAGAACUGCCUGAUGGCGAUAAAAGUGAAGGUGUAUUGCAUUACCAUGAUUCAGAAGUCAGGGAGAUAACAAAAAUUCAAGCUCCCAAUGACAUCUCAUACUUAAAGAUUUCUGAAAAAGAAUGUGAAGAUGUCAUCAAAGUAGCCAAAAAAUAUGUUUAUAUCAAUCAAGUUGACAGUGCAUUCCAUAAGGCAAUAAACGAUUUGGAGUCAUUUAGCUACAUAGCUCUCAGCUCAGAUGGUGCAAACAUGGGCCGGAAAUGUAAAAUGCCUUUUCUUGUGCUUUCGACACCAGACCAAAUUUAUAUAUUUGAUGUCCAAGCUAUGGAGUACAAAGCUUUUGAUGCUGGUUUAAAAAGAAUACUUGAAAGCGAUUCUCCAAAGAAAAUUGUUCAUGAUUGUAGAAAAGUGUCUGAUUGCUUGUUUCAUAAACACAACGUCAAAUUGAAAUCCGUUUUUGACACACAGGUUGGCGACAUCAUCAUUCAUAAGAACAAAACUGGUAAAAUACCAUCAAAAGUAAAAACAUUGGCUGAAUGCCUCAAUGCAUAUCUUGGACUCAAGGUCAACAGUGUUGAUGAGAAGCUGGAUAUUGUUAAAUGCACAGAAAGACCCUUGGCUACUGAAAUAAAAGAAAAUUUAUCUAAAAAUAUAUCCUUCUUGCACCAUCUGUCAGAAGCUAUCAAUGAUGAAAUGAUGUUACCAUUUAUGAGAGGAGUGGAGUACUUUACUGAAAAUCUCCGUUCUUGUGAUGAUUUCAAAGCUUGGGAGCUUUGUGUUAAUCACCAUCAAUUGCCACAAGACUUUAAAAAUGCUAUUGAUUAUUAACAUUCCUGGCUA